AUGGCGUUUGAGAAGGAACUGCAAGUGGCUCAGCUUGCCGUUGCUCGUGCUAGUAUCCUUACCAAAGCAGUGUUCGCAGAGAAAGCUAAGGGCACGAUCUCGAAGGAAGACAAAUCACCUGUUACUAUUGGCGAUUAUGGCGCUCAAGCCUUGAUUAUUUGUGCUAUCAAGCAUAAUUUUCCACAAGACGAAGUGGUGGGCGAGGAAGAAGCAUCGUCUUUACGGGAGCAGAAAGACCUGAGUUCGAAGAUCUGGAAUCUGGUCAAGGAUACAAAGCUGUCGGAUUCCGAUAGCGAUGCCAUCCUAGGAGGACCAAUUCGGAGUGAGGAUGAAAUGCUACAGGCUAUUGAUGCGGGUAACAGUGCCGGAGGAAGCAAAGGCCGCAUUUGGGCCCUUGAUCCCAUAGACGGCACGAAGGGGUUUCUAAGAGGUGGCCAAUAUGCUGUUUGCUUGGCCCUCAUGGUCGAUGGUGAUGUCAAGGUAGGUGUGCUUGGAUGCCCAAAUCUACCCGUCAAAGACUCAGAGCCAUUGAAGGAGGACAUGGGCAUCGCUGCGACUGAUGCGGAGGGCUAUGGUGUGUUAUUUUCGGCUGUCCAAGGUGAGGGAGCUCGAAGUCAACCAUUGACAAAAGGUUCGGUGUCACAAGGCCACUCAAUCUCUGUGAGUAAGGUGACCGAUGUCACUCAAGCUGUCAUGUGCGAGAGUGUCGAAGCUGGUCACUCCAGCAAAGGUGACAAUGCUGCAAUUGCAGAGAAGCUUGGCGUGACAGGUCGACCAGUACAGAUGGAUUCUCAAGCCAAAUACGGAUCUGUUGCUCGAGGUGCAGGUGAUAUCUACCUCCGCUUGCCCGUGAGGAAAGAUUACGUGGAGAAAAUCUGGGACCACGCUGCUGGGGAUCUGAUCGUUCGAGAAGCUGGUGGGCAAGUGACUGAUAUCCACGGCCAACGGCUCAACUUCAGCCUCGGUCGUACUCUUACAGAAAACAAGGGUGUCGUUGCAACUCCAGCCGACAUCCAUGCGCAAGUUUUGGCAGCUGUGAGUGAGGUUCUUUCUGCUAAGUAG
Messenger RNA from Lithohypha guttulata, 1062 nucleotides. It is a transcript of the gene MET22, whose product is annotated as 3'(2'),5'-bisphosphate nucleotidase. Bases 1 to 1062 code for a protein of 353 amino acids. The record is from RefSeq and is a predicted model, not a curated record. NCBI's taxonomy places the organism in Eukaryota, Fungi, Ascomycota, Eurotiomycetes, Chaetothyriales, Trichomeriaceae. The transcript has a single exon. Gene Ontology annotation, biological process: phosphatidylinositol phosphate biosynthetic process; sulfate assimilation. Gene Ontology annotation, molecular function: 3'(2'),5'-bisphosphate nucleotidase activity.